Messenger RNA from Lathyrus sativus (Indian pea), 708 nucleotides. The record is from the annotation of a GenBank genome assembly. Lineage: Eukaryota; Viridiplantae; Streptophyta; Magnoliopsida; Fabales; Fabaceae.
AUGGAUUCAAGAGCUUACAUCCUUAGAGCCAGUAUUGCACAUCUUUGUCUCUUGAUCCUAGUUUCCACUGUUUUCCCUCUGUCUGGUGCAGUAAAACAUGGUAGAGGUAUAGUUAGUAGAAGCUCCUCCAUCAAAUCAUGGAAGAAACUAGAAUCUCAAAACCGUUUUAACAAAUUUUCAUCAUUUGAAUACUUAGACAUUGAUUCAUAUGGUUCUCCAUCUUCUCAACCAUUACCACCUUUCAAUUCACUUGCACCACAACCUUAUUCCUCUCUUCCAAACCCACCACCAAGUCCAAAAACCACUGUUACAAUUUCACCACCACCACCUCCAAGCCCGCCAAAACAUGUUCCAAGCCCACCUAAAACGGUUAUAAGCCCACCUAUGGCUUAUCCACCACCACCACCCUCACCUCAUAAAAACUCACCCCCACACUAUGCUAUUUGGUGUGUUGCAAAGCCUACGGUUCCUGAUCCUAUAAUACAAUUUGCUAUGGACUAUGCAUGUGGCUCUGGGGCAGAUUGCAAAUCAAUUCAGCCCAAUGGGUUAUGCUUUCAGCCCAACACUUUGUUGGCCCAUGCUUCUUUUGCUUUCAAUAGCUAUUGGCAGAAUACUAAGAUUGGUGGGGGCACUUGUGAUUUUGGUGGUACUGCUAUGCUUGUCAAUGUUGAUCCAAGUUAUGACAAAUGCAACUUCAUGUCGACUUAG